Ananas comosus (pineapple) is the source of this 3204-nucleotide messenger RNA. RefSeq names its product formin-like protein 8. Bases 145 to 2826 code for a protein of 893 amino acids. The transcript has 5 exons. Gene Ontology annotation, biological process: actin nucleation; actin cytoskeleton organization. Lineage: Eukaryota; Viridiplantae; Streptophyta; Magnoliopsida; Poales; Bromeliaceae. Gene Ontology annotation, molecular function: actin filament binding. The record is from RefSeq and is a predicted model, not a curated record.
GCUCUCGGAGAUCUCUUGCGUUGCUCACCAAUAACUUCCCCCGCACGCCUCCCCGACCUCUUUAGCCUUUUGCUAACAAACACUGAUGAGUCUCUCGCUUCCGACGAAACGAAAUAUGUGCAUGCGCCACCAAAUUCUCCCACCAUGAAUGCGAACCCUACAAAUCCCCCAAUCCUCUUAUUGGCGCUGAUCCUUCUCCACUCCGCUGUCGUGCUCCGCUCAUCGCCAUCGUCCACCGUCGCUGCGACAUCGGACGGCGGAGGAGGCCGCAGGGUCCUGCACGAGCCCCUGUUCCCCAUCCAGUGGACCCCGCCGCCUCCGCCGGACUUCACCGCCGCCGCCGCCCCCCCCGACGGCGACUUCUUUCCCCAGUCGCCGCCCCCGCCGCCGCCGUCCACCACCACAGCUGCCGCCGACUCGUCCACCGCCGAUGUCCCCCGCGCCGCCUCGGAGCGCCGCCGCCACCGCGCCGUUGCCGUCGCCGCGGCCGUCGCCUCCUCCGCCGCGGACUGCUUCGAGGGGCGCACGGGCGCCGCCUCCUCGCUGCCGAGAUGGAGGGCAUGGGCCGCGCAGUCGCCGCCCCCGCCGCCGCCGUCCACCACCACAGCUGCCGCCGACUCGUCCACCGCCGAUGUCCCCCGCGCCGCCUCGGAGCGCCGCCGCCACCGCGCCGUUGCCGUCGCCGCGGCCGUCGCCUCCUCCGCCGCGGUCGCCGCGGCGGCGCUGCUCGCCGUCUCCUGCUUCGUGCUCUACCGUCGCCGGAGGAGCCGGAGACCCCCGGACGCCGCGAAGCUCAUCGGCGGCGUCGGCGACGGCGGGGCGCGUCGGACCGCCCGCGGCGGCGGCGGCGCCGAGAUGCUCUACCUCGGGACGGUGGAGUCCCCCGGCGGGAGGAGGUCGGAGAGCGCCGAGUCGAUCGAUUCGCCGUAUCGGAAGCUCGGGACGGAGCGGGUCCUCGAGGUGCACCACCCGAGCCCGGAUCUGCGGCCGCUCNUCGCAACGAUGCCCUCCUCCUCCGACGCCGCCGCCGCCGCCGCCGGAGAAGAUGGCCGGAAGGGCCGAUCAAAAGAAGCCGCCGUGGCGAAGGCGGUGGGCUUCUUCGUCUUCUCCGGUAUCGCACUCAGCGUCGUCAAAGGUCUCAUCCCCCACCACUCGCAUCCUCGACCUCCUCCUCCUCCUCCUCCUCCUCCUCCUCCCCCACCACCGCCGCCGCCGCCUCCCAGGAUGCACAACAUUGCCAAAACGCCACCGCCGCCGCCGCCGCCGCCGCCGCCUUCGGAUGCGGCGGCGGUGGCGCGCAAGGAGCCGCGGCCUCUAGAAGCUCCCGAUUCGCCAUCACCGGUUGCGCCCUCGUCGCGGCGGCGAUUGCUGAAGCCGCUUCCGAUGGAGGUAUCUCGGAUUAAUGCGUUGGGCUCUUCUUCUUCCUCCUCUAACCCUAGCAAUGAGAACGGGGGCUCUUCUUCGCACGCGCUCGACGGAAAUGGCGACAAUUCACUGGAGGGUGAAUCGAAGCCGAGGCUGAAGCCUCUCCACUGGGACAAAGUCCGAGCAACUUCCGAUCGAACAAUGGUGUGGGACCAAUUGAAAUCCAGUUCAUUCCAGUUGAACGAGGAUAUGAUCGAGACGUUAUUUGUCAACAACGCAGCCCCUAGUGGCAGAGAAGCGAGCAGGAGAACUGUUCUUCCGCCAUUCAAGCAGGAGAACAGAGUGCUGGACCCCAAAAAGUCGCAGAACAUAGCGAUUCUAUUGAGAGCUUUGAAUGUGACACGCGAGGAGGUUUCUGAAGCACUUCUAGAUGGCAAUCCUGAAUAUCUAGGGACCGACCUUCUGGAAACUUUAGUCAAGAUGGCUCCCACAAAAGAGGAAGAACUAAAACUUCGAGAUUUUAAUGGUGAUUUAUCAAAGCUCGGGUCUGCAGAGCGCUUUCUGAAAACUGUGUUGGAUAUACCUUUUGCUUUCAAGAGAGUUGAUGCUAUGUUAUACAGAGCCAACUUUGAGACGGAAGUUAAUUAUCUGAGAAAAUCCUUUGAAACUCUAGAGGCUGCUUGUGAUGAUCUAAGAAGCAGUAGACUCUUCCUAAAGCUCUUAGAAGCAGUUCUGAGGACUGGAAACCGGAUGAACGUAGGAACCAACCGAGGUGAGGCGAAGGCCUUCAAGCUCGACACUCUCCUGAAGCUUGCGGAUGUCAAAGGGACCGACGGGAAAACGACCCUACUCCACUUCGUCGUCCAAGAAAUCAUCCGAUCAGAGGGCCUAUCCUGCGAUCAAACAUUCGAAAACUCUUCAAACAACACCGUGAGGGAAGAGCAGUUCAGAAAACAAGGCUUAAAGGUAAUAGCUGGACUAAGCAACGAACUAGGCAAUGUGAAAAAAGCAGCCGCCAUGGACUCCGACGUACUCAGCAGUUACGUCUCAAAGCUGGAAGUCGGGCUCGAGAAAAUAAAAUCAGUAUUGCAGCUUGAAAAUUCAUGCACGCAAGGGAAGAAAUUCUUUGAAAGAAUGAAGGCUUUUCUAAAUGAUGCGGAGAGGGAGAUAGUGAGAGUGAGAGGAGAGGAGAAGAGGGCGUUGAACGUAGUCAAAGAGACGACGGGGUACUUCCACGGAGACACCGCAAAGGAGGAGGCGCACCCUUUGAGGAUAUUCGUGGUGGUGAGGGACUUUCUAUCGGUGUUGGAUCAUGUGUGCAAGGAUGUCGGCCGAAUGCAGGAGAGGACAUUUGUAGGUUCAGCUAGUUCUUUUCGCAUCCCCGCGAGCGCGUCUUUGCCGGUUCUUCAUAGGUAUGGACAAAGAAGGGAUAGUAGUAAUUCGGAUGAGGAUAGCUCGUGACCGUAGAAAGAAAUGAAGAAAUUGUUCAAAUAACUCCGUGGUGAUUUGCGAAGAUCAAAAGAUAAGAGUUAAAAAAACACAUUGGUUUAAGUUAUGGCUGGUUCAUAUUUUGUACAGAGAAUAAGUGAUAUAUACAUCUACUAAAUAUAUUCUUGGGACAAGAGGAGGCAUAAUUUCAGAUGAUAAUUGAGGUAUAGAAAUGGGGAAUCUGAUUUAUGAGAGAUUAGGUUGUGAUAGGAUUAUUUAUUUUGGUCGUAUUUAUAUUACUUUUAUUACCUGAUGUAAUUUUAUACCUGCACUUGAUAUAUUCUAAAGCUAUUCAGAAGACGGCGAAGAAAACUUUCCAAGAGUUUUGAAUUCAAGAGUUCAAAUUUCAUA